CCCAUCACAAAAACUUCAGCUGCUUUCAGCUGAAAUGAUCAAACUCUUGACUGAGUCUGACUCAGCAGAACCUGCAGCUCGUCAACGGGUCCGAGUGCCACAAACUGACGUCACCCGGGUCCAAACUGAGCAGCUGAGCAACAAGUCGGAGCUUAUCAGUCCAGAGCAGGCGACACGAUGAGAGGAGCAGCCCGAAGAAAAACCCAAUCCAGGACUCGGAGACCAGGACAAAGCCUGUUUGGGAAGCCCUUUGAUGGGGGGAAGAGGAUGGAGCACGGCGUCCCCCCGGAGCAGCAGCAGCAUCCCAUGGAUCAGCAGCAGCACCACCCGGCCAUGCUGCGACUCUACGAGGUCCAGAAGGAGGUGUCGGCUCUGGGGCCGCAGGUCUGCACCUUCAGCGGCCUGCAGAACGAACGGGAGUACAAGCGCAUGGAGCGGGAGCUGACCCGGCUGCUGCUGGAGGUGGACCAGGUGGACGCGGAGGGCCGAGCGGAGCUGCAGGGCGUGCGAAAGAGAACUGCGCAGGAGGUGGAGGGCCUCCUGCGCUACCUGGAAGAAAACGCCACCCACCCGUCCCGCCAGGCCAUCGAGGAGCUGAGCACUGCGGCGCGGCAGCUGGUGGAGGAGCGCGUGGUGGCGCCGCAGCGGGCCGGCGGCGUGGCGGAGAUCAACGACGAGCUGGUGGACGCCCUGCAGGAGCUGGUGCUGAGGCUCACCCAGAUCAAGACCGAAGGCAGGGUGCCACUUCGCAAGGCCCGCUACCGGGCGCUGACGCGCCUCUGCGCCGUGCAGGACGUCCUGGAGGGACGCACCCAGCAGCAGACCCUGUCCCUGCCGCUGUCGGGAGACACCCACGAAGCGGUGAACCGCAUCAACCAGGUGAUGGUGAAGGUGAGCAUGGCCCGCAGCCAGCUGGUGGCCCUGCUGAUGGGACUGAGCGGCAGGGACAGCUGCGCUCACCUGUCCCGCGUCCUGAUGGAGCUGCAGGUGGAGCUGGACGCCCUGGACGUCUCCGGGAACGCGGCCAUCAGAAACUACCGGAAACAGGUGGUGGAGGAGAUCAACGGGCUGCUGAAACACCUGGACCUGGAGGGAGAGGGCGACGACACCCGCAGGUACGAUCUGGCGCAGAACAACUCCAUCCGUGAGAUCGAGGCAGUGCGAGCUCACGUGACCCACCUGCGGGAGGGCGUCCUGCAGCACUGCGUAGUGGGAGACCUCAGCUUCAGGCCCAAAGCCGAGCUGCAGACCCUCCUCACGCACCUGGACCAGGUGGACACGGCCAAGAACCCGUGCAUCCGAGAGGCCCGGCGCCGCGCCGUGGUGGAGGUCCAGGCCGUCAUCACCUUCCUCGACCUCCGCGAGGCCUUGGUCUGCCGCCAGCCGGGCCCUGACGAGCACCCGUCGCACCGGGCCGUCUGGCUGGUGCUGGGGAGCCUGUCCAACCUCCAGGCCCAGGUUCUGGGCUUCGACGGCAAACGGGCCGACAAGAGCUACAUGAUGCUGGAGGAGCUGCUGACCAAGCAACUGCUGGCGCUGGACGCCGUGGACGCCCACGGAGACGAGUCCACCAAGAUGGCCCGAAAGCAGGCGGUGAAGUUCGCCCAGAACAUUUUGAACUACCUGGACAUGAAGACCGACGAGUGGGAGUACUGACCCGACCCGAGGAGCGCAGGACGUCUGGAAACCCUCAUCAUCAUUCCAUUGCUGAAAAUAUGAACUCACUCUCCCAGAAUCCACUGCUGCAGCGUCUUUCUUUGUGUCUGUGGCUGGAAAAACUCACAGCUCCUUUUUGUAAAAACACCGUCAACCCUGCGCGUCGGUUCUGGAUGGUUCUGUCUGGACCUCCUGGAUGUGUCAGCUGCGGUGUUUUGUUUUUUCAUGUUUGGUCGUACAAAUCUACCGCCGACGCUCUGAACUUCCUCCUGAUCAACAUUUUACCAGAUAAUCAAUACACACUCCUGUCUGUACUUAUGGUUUUAGAUUCUAAUAGAAGCUUUUCACCUGCUCUCAAAAACAUUCUUCGCCAUAAUUGAAAUACAAAUGUCAACAUUUGGGAUAAUUACAGACAUUAAUUUAAAAUAUCUAUAAAUCCUUCAAAAGUUAAAGUGGUCAGAGUCUAGAUGAACUGCAAAUAUUUUUAAUUUUAAUUCUGACUACCGGUAGAAUAUUGUGCUAUUAUUCAAAUCCAUAAAUGUUAACAGAAGCAGAGGUGUGAUUUGAUUAUGUGGUAAAAUGUCCUGCCAUACAAGGUGCCAACUUGGGCUGCUCAAAACAAUGGGACAUUUUUUUCGUACAACUACAACAUCGAGAUGAAGAAGAAUCAUCAGCUGGUUUUAUCACCCUCUGAGGGUUUGACGCCAUAAAGAAACUGAAGAAAAGAAAAACUGGCGUUUGACGGAGGAGCGGGCACUUUGUCUUUGCUCAGAUUUGAACCCACUGAAUAUUUUAUUUAACUGCUGCUGCUUCUGUAGGUGGUUUAUUUAUUAGUGUUUUUUAUUCAGAGCACGACAUAUUUGUUCAGGAAAAGGACGGAAGAGAAGCCGAGGGUCGGCACAUCGAAGACGGAGAUCGACAAACUUGCUGUCGGACUCUGUUUUUAGGAAAAAAACUGAAUAUCCGUGCCUUUUGCUUUUUAACGUUUCACCUUUUUUCUUUUUUAAGCAAUGAGGAAACUGAAGCACUGAAUGUGUUUAUGGACAGAGAGCACCUUCGCCGUUAUCACUACAGCAUAUCUGCACUUAUUAGACGAGGGACAGUCCGGCUAACAGCAAUUUAGCUAACAUACAGCAUUUUGGCUAACGGGAAACAAUCCGGCUAAUGGGAAACGAUCUGGCUAACAGAAAGAAGGUUGGCUAAUGGGGAAGGAUCCAACUAAUGGAACAUUUUAGCUAACGUACAGUAUUUUGGCUAACAUGGAGCAGUCUGGCUAAUGGAGCCGCAGGUUGGCUAACGGGGAACAAUCCGUUUAACAGAGUCGUAGGUUCGCUAAUGAGGAACAAUCUGGCUAACAGAACCAUAGGUUGGCUAACGGGGAAUGAUCUGGCUAACAGCAGUUUAGCUAAAAUACAGUAUUGUGGCUAAUGAUGAACAAUCCGGCUAAUAACAAGCUCCUUGGCUAAUGAGGAACAAUCUGGCUAACAGAACCAUAGGUUGGCUAACGGGGAAUGAUCUGGCUAACAGCAGUUUAGCUAAAAUACAGUAUUGUGGCUAAUGGGGAACAAUCCGGCUAACGGAGCCGCUGGUUGAUCAUAGUGGAGUAACGAACUAAUAAAACUAAACGAAAACACAAUGAAACCACCAAAAAUCCUGAACGGAGGAGAUCAUUAUUAUAAUUAUAAAUAAGCUAUGAUUUAUUUAAUUAUUUUUUAGCAGAUGUGUGUAAUAAAUGACUGGAGUGCCACAACAAGCAGAAUUAGGCACAAGGUCGUAGACUGUUUUUAACUAUUUUCCUGUAGCCAAAAAAAGGUAAAAUUUAAAGAGAAAGGCAAACACUGUACUGCAGAGCAAUGACUAAUGAAAGUAAAAUUCAUUAAAAAAAAUUAAACGGGCAAAAAUGGUGCAUCAGUCGACAAAUGUGUUUUACAAAGUCAGCACUUUCAUCUGUAAAUUCAUGAACAGUGUUAAAUUGUUCUUUGUUGUUUUAUUUUUAUAUCUUAUUUAUUCCUGUUUAUGGAUCUAUUUUUGUGGCACUCCUGUUGUUCCGUAUGGACCAAAUUUCCUGCAGUUCAUAGUUUUUUUAGCUUUUAUUUAAUCUACUUUAUUUUUUUGUAUUAACCCUGACCAGGCAUU
Molecule: messenger RNA, 3792 nt
Organism: Nematolebias whitei (Rio pearlfish)
Lineage: Eukaryota; Metazoa; Chordata; Actinopteri; Cyprinodontiformes; Rivulidae
Gene: bag5
Product: BCL2 associated athanogene 5
Exons: 3
Coding region: 178-1656 (492 amino acids)
Biological process (GO): negative regulation of protein ubiquitination; regulation of inclusion body assembly; protein stabilization
Cellular component (GO): membrane; cytosol; nucleus
Molecular function (GO): protein-folding chaperone binding; adenyl-nucleotide exchange factor activity
Source: RefSeq, a predicted model, not a curated record